This is a messenger RNA of Tremella mesenterica DSM 1558, 648 nucleotides long. RefSeq lists its product as uncharacterized. The record is from RefSeq and is a predicted model, not a curated record. The coding region runs from base 1 to 648 and encodes 215 amino acids. The transcript has a single exon. Lineage: Eukaryota; Fungi; Basidiomycota; Tremellomycetes; Tremellales; Tremellaceae.
AUGUCUCAGGGAACUGGUGGAAUUGAUAGCACUGAAUUGUCAAGAACUCAAGGAAUAGAUUGGAGGUUCCUCCAAAGUCCGGAGGGCAAAUCAUCAUAUUCGGGUGGAAGUAAUCGAGAGCCAACUGCUGUUAUCUCUGACACAACUUUCUGGCGCCCAGCUUCCGAAGUAGAUCUGCCCCAUCAACCACAGUCUCCGGCUGCUGAACACUUUGCCUCUCAACAUCGACCAUCGGACGGACAAGAGAAUGAUGCCAUUUGCUCCGCAGCCCAAAUUGAUAUUGAGAGAGUCAUUCUUUCAGAUGGACUUCCCAGUUUGGGCGCCAAAGCUUAUCCCUCAUCAAACCUAAAGAGUUGGAGAGGAUUAUCACCUGCUACCAAUCAAGUUCUAAAUAUCCAUUCGGUAAUAGCUCAUUGCACCUCGUCCAGCUGGAUAGAAAUGCAUAAGGGAAGCUUACUGCCAUUGGGAACACAGAUAUCUCUCACCUUCCUCAAUACAACUGGAAAGUUCUUGCCUUGUGCACUUUGUGGGCAUCACACAGAGAUGGGAGUCUUCUGUGUGCCGCCCGCUCAGGAUCUGGCCUCCACGGUUCAUCCUGGGUGCAUCAGUACGGUCCAAUUUGGAGAGAAUCUCUAUCUGAGAGCGUAA